AUGAAACCCCUUGAGGCGAUACGAUGCACAUAUCCUAGAUGUCCAUGUGAGUGCUUCGCUCCUGGGCGGCAAAGUCUGCGCUUCUGUGAAACUUGUAACCAUGGAUGGGUGGCUCACGCCCUGGACAAGCUCGGGGCAAACUUUGGCCUGCAAAUGGAGAUGGUCCAGCCCAAUAUAGUCUUUGAUAUUGCCAGUUUGAUGUUAUAUGGGGCUCAAGCUACACCAGUCCGUCUGAAGAUCUUGCUGGACCGGCUGUUUGCAGAGCUUCAGCAUCAAGAGAUACUGCAGAUUCUGCAUGGAUUUGGUUGGACUUACGAGGAUUAUGCUAGAGGUUACAUACUGCAGGACAAGAUGGGCCAUGUUCUCGACAACUGGUAUAUGACCACUCAUGAGGAAGAACUAGUUGUGCUACAACAGUUCUUGCGCUUUGGAGAAACUAAGGCAAUAGCACAAGAAAUCAUACUACAAGACAUGAAGAGCAACCAUGAAAUUCUCAAACAAACACAGAAAGCUGGAUCUAGUAUCAAAACAUUCCUUGAGCAUAGUAAUCAGCCAGAACAGAAUUACACCGUGCCUUAUGAUUAUGCAGCAAAGUGUUUUGUUACGAAUCCGUUCCAGUUUGUUCAGUCAGCGAGUAGAAUGAUACCAGCUCCUGUUAUGCCUCAGAUGUGUAGUCCCACUGGCGAACCGCAUUUUAUGUCUAUGCUGCAGGCACCAGUUGCAUCAAGUACACCUGUGAACAUAUCUCCACUUCACCGUCUGAAUGUCUUGAAGCAUUCUGAUUUGCUUGAACAGUCUGCGGUAAAACCCAAUCAUAAGGGAUUUGAUGGCAGCAGAAUACCCAGCUGCGAGAGUCCACAGGAUCUGAGCAAUGCCUCAUCAUCAUCAUCUCAUCAGUCUUUACAAAUUCAUCAAAAACACCAGGAUCAAGGGUCAGAUGGGAAAGAUGGCAGUGAUUCUCAAGUUUCAGGGUCAGAUGAUGGAGAUGUAAGGGACUAUUCCAAGAGCCAAAUUUCCAAUUCUCUUGCUGAAAAAGGAAUGGAAAGACAUGUACGGAAGUCAGAAAACCCAUGUAGAAGGGAAUGGAGAGAGUCUAGAAAUUUUGAUAACACAUUUAUGGGAUCAAAUGGAAAGAAAAGAGCAUUAUGCACUGCCUGCAAUAAAACAUUUUGUGACAAGGGUGCGCUCAAGAUCCACUACAGUGCUGUUCACUUGAAAGAGAUGCACAAAUGCACUGUAGAAGGUUGUCAAAUGAUGUUCAGUUCAAGAAGAAGCCGAAAUCGGCACAGUGCCAAUCUAAACCCAAAAUUGCACAUGUCACAAAACCAAGCCAGUGAACUUGACCAUGCAGAAAAUGACUUGUCUGAAAUUAAUGGAUUAGUCCCACUUGCUGCUUCCAGUUCUUCAGCAAACUUAACGUUUUCCAUGGCUGAUGCUCCGUCUAUGCAUCUGCAAAUUCCUACCAUUCUGAAUGCACAAAACAGUGUCAGUGGCAAGUCAGAUCCUGUUGAUUUUCUAGCAUCUUUGAGAAAGAGAAUUAAACUGGAACAUAAUCAGUCAGCAAACGUUGAGGAUCACUGCUCUGAUGAUGUACCAUAUGACCUCAGCAAGAAGUUAGAUAAUGAUGCUGAUCAAGAGAUUGAUUCGGAAAGAUCCAGCAAUGACAAAGCCACAGUUCAAGGAGCAGAAUCAGAUGAAUCAGAAACAAAUAACCAAUGGGUUACACAAGGACGGGUUCUUUCUGCUUCCGUACAAAAUGGUGAUAAUGACACUUUCACUGAAGGCAGAUACUCUUUGAAUCAUGACAGUGGUCAGAUGCUACGCAUAAAGACUUCUACAAUCGACAGUAUUGAUGUAGCUAACAGCAGCAACAAUCCUCAAGUAGAGAAACAAGUUAAAGAGUUCCAAAAACCAGGAUCGUCACACUCCAAAGACUUUAAUGAAAUCAGUGAAAGAAAAGAAAAAAGACGGGUUCCAAAAGUUACAGCAUCUCAAGGAGUAGACAGUGCCUUGGAUACUUCCAAAAGUCUUCCAAACAAUGAAGAAUUACUGAUAGCAGAUGGGACUUGUGCAGUCAGUGAAUCAAGGAGAAAAAAAGAAAUACCUGCAGCUGCACGAAACCACACAGAAGAGAACCAGUUACCUUCAGGUAAUGAUGCUCUUGUAGACAAGAAGAGCAAACAUCCAUAUCAGUGUAAAAUAUGUUGCAAAAAUUUUACAGAGAGCUUCUUUUUGAAAAUUCAUUUUGAGAAACAUCAUCUUAAUUACAUGAUUCCAUCUGAUAUCGUCAAUAGAAGAGAGAGUCCAUCCAAGAAGAACCAGACACACUAA
This is a messenger RNA of Candidula unifasciata, 2331 nucleotides long. Lineage: Eukaryota; Metazoa; Mollusca; Gastropoda; Stylommatophora; Geomitridae. The record is from the annotation of a GenBank genome assembly.